This is a messenger RNA of Sardina pilchardus (European sardine), 2381 nucleotides long. RefSeq names its product GA binding protein transcription factor subunit beta 2a (gene gabpb2a). Bases 137 to 1423 code for a protein of 428 amino acids. Lineage: Eukaryota; Metazoa; Chordata; Actinopteri; Clupeiformes; Clupeidae. Gene Ontology annotation, biological process: positive regulation of transcription by RNA polymerase II. Gene Ontology annotation, cellular component: nucleus. The record is from RefSeq and is a predicted model, not a curated record. Gene Ontology annotation, molecular function: transcription cis-regulatory region binding; protein binding. The transcript is spliced from 8 exons.
UGCCAUCUUUGAACCGAGGGAAAAUCUAAAACAAUAUUUGUUUUCAUAAAGUUGUCGGGCUAGUAAGGGAAAAUCAGUCCAUCUAAUGUGGAUAUAGAUCUGCAUCAAAACAUUUCUCCACCAACGACAGAGGAAGAUGUCGCUGGUGGAUUUGGGGAAGCGGCUUCUAGAGGCUGCGCGGAAAGGAGAGGACGAUGAGGUCCGAACGCUGAUGGCCAAUGGAGCACCUUUCACCACAGACUGGCUGGGCACCUCGCCCCUCCACCUGGCUGCUCAGCAUGGGCACUACUCCACAGCAGAAGUGCUACUCCGCGCAGGCGUCAGCAGGGAUGCCCGCACCAAAGUGGACAGGACCCCUCUGCACAUGGCAGCUGCUGAGGGACACGCUGUUAUCGUGGAGUUGCUUGUCAGGAGUGGGGCGGACAUCAAUGCCAAAGACAUGCUGAAGAUGACCGCUCUACAUUGGGCAACGCAGCAUGGCUACCACAAGGUGGCCGAGAUGCUAGUGAAACACGGCGCUGACGCACAUGCCCUCAGCAAAUUCGACAAGACACCACUUGACAUUGCGAUCGACAUCCAGAACGCUGACCUCAUCAUAUUGUUACAGGAGGCCAUGCAGACCCAGGUGAACAUCAGCGCUGAAGCGGGCAUCACUGGCGGAGCGACGGGGCCUCAGUUCAUCAUCCAGGCCAUCCCGGGGAUGCAGGGAGGGGUCGUGAACCUGGCCGACCUCAUCAAAUCCAACUCAGGCGACACUGAGGAGGCCAUCGCUGCCAGCACCCUGGAUUCCAGCAUCCAACAAAUGGUCAGUGAGGGAGGUCAAAGGGUCAUCACCAUAGUUACAGAUCAGCAUGGCAACCUGCAGACGACGGGCGGGCUGUCACAGCCGUUCUUUGUGACCAUGCAACAUGGUCAGCAGAUGUUGGCGGUCCCAGCCAACCAGAUCACAGAGGAGGUUGUGGAGGAGGAGCCCCAGCCACCUCCUGCCAGGAAAAGAAAGAUAGAAAUCUCAGCCAAUCACACGGAAGCUGACGACACGGUGUUACUGCAGCGGCAGCUGCAGGAGGCGAACUGCAAGGUGCAGGAGUACCGGCAGCAGCUCAUGCGGAAGGAGCAGGAGGCCGAGCAGUACCGCAUCAAGCUGCAAGCCAUCAGCCACGGCCAGAGCAACGGCAACGCCACGGGCGGGGAGGAGGAGGAGGAGGAGGUGGCCGAGGAGGAGGUGGAAGAGGGCGUGCCGCACGGGGAGAGCGAGGAGGUGGUGGAGGAGGAGGAGGUGGUGAUGGAGAGCUCGGCGCACGGCGGGGAGGAGCUCCUGGUGCUGUCGGAGGGAGCGGUCAUCGUCAAGGCCGAGGAGCUGGACUCAGAGCAACAGCUCACGCUAGUGGAGGCCACGGCCUCCCACACGGAGGUGAUAUCCUAACCACUGCAUGGACAGAACCGACAGGUAGCCGUAUGGACAGAUGGAUGAAAAGAAAGAGAGAGAGAGAGAGAGAGAGAGGUGGGGAAAGAUGGAGAAAUGGAGAGAGGACUCUGCUGGUGUUGGAAAGGGACCGCGUCCUACUGACGUCCUUCAUUUUAUUUUUGUGAUUUUUUUUUUGUUUUUCGUUCGUUUGUUUGUUUGUUUGUUUUACACUCACCUACCCAUGGUGCCUCAGAAGUUUUUUCCCAUGAUGCCCAGAGCCAGGGUGCUUUGAGAAGAGAAGAGACGAGACUACAUCGUUCCCACAGCUUUUCCUCAGGGCCAACAAUAUGCUCGUAGUUUCUCCAUCUGUUAAACCUCUACUUAGCUUUUUUUUGUCUCUGUCUUGUCUGCGAAUUGCAAAAGCCUUAUGGGAGUGUCAUGGUAUUAGAAGGUUUACUGCUCUUUACUGUGAUGUCAGUUCAUUGAGUUUUGAGAGAUUGUGCUCCUGUGACACUUGUUCAGGUUAUGAUCUUGAGUCUGACUCUAUAAUGAUCCCGGUCCAAAACUACAGUGAAUAGCUUUGUUUAAAGAUUUUUUUUACUGAAAUGAGGAAAAUAUUUUUUAGAAUAUAAUAAAAAAAAAAAUACCUUGAUGAGCUAGAAAGAAACACCUGUCAUUCCAAAGUGUGCAUCAAAUGGCUGUAUUGUUUUGGAUGAUUAAACGGCCCAAGACGAUUCAUGAAGUAACAACAAUUACUAUUUCUCUUUGUCCCGAAAUAGAUAUUGUCAUUUUUUUGGAUGCAGGAUCAGUUGUUUGGCUUGUAUGUUAUGCUUGUAAGGUUUAUCAGGGUUCAGCAGUGUAUUGAAAAAUAUAUUGGGAGAAAUUUGUUGCAUAACGAUACAGUUAGGCUAAGAACAACACUACUGUUGCCAUGGAAUAGACUCAUUUUCAAAAAUGGUCAGGACAAAAAGAUGUG